AUGAAGGCCUUCCUAGCGGCGGCCAUCUUCAUGGCGGUUGGCUCAACCUGCCUACCAUCCCCAAGUGGAAACGCGACGGAUUGCGAUUCCAACCUCUGUACCUGGUGGCAUGACUCUGGUGAAAUCAACACGAAGACCAGAGUUCAGCCCGGCAAUGUGCGCCAGUCACACCGUUACAAUGUAGAGGUUGGCCUUGCCGGCACCAAUGCCUUCCGUCCCUCCUUCGUCUACGAGUCAAUCCCAAGAAACGGCAACGGGCGCAUUUACUCGCCCUGGGACUACCCCAAUGACGGCACUCUGGGCAAGGACGUGGAUGAUGGGAUCAGCAUUGAACCCGAGGUUGGCAUCACCAUGGCGUGGUCCCAGUUUGAGUAUGCUCAGGAUGUCGAUGUCAAGAUCAACCGCCGCGAUGGCCAGAGCUUGGGAUCGACCGCCAAUGUGAUUAUCCGGCCCAGCUCCACUAGCUAUUCCCUGAGUACCUCGAGUGAUGGGGGAAUCAUCAUCCGUGUGCCCAAGGAUGACCACGGUCGUCGGUUCUCUGUUGAGUUCAACGAUGAUCUAUACACCUACCGCUCCGACGGACAGAACUACGUCCAUUCCGGCGGUGAUGUGGUUUCUGUCGAGCCCAGGAACGGGCUCCUCAUUUUUGCCAGUCCCUUCCUGCCUUCCGAUAAGAUCCCUCAGAUGAACGACGACAACACUAGGACAAUGACUCCCGGACCCAUCAAUGCUGGCGACUGGGGGGACAAGCCAAUCCUUUACUUUCCUCCUGGAGUGUACUGGAUGAACUCGAACCCACAGGGUGAUAAGCCCAAAUAUGGAGAGAACCACCUCAAGCUCCACCCAAACACAUACUGGGUGCAUCUUGCCCCGGGAGCCUAUGUGAAAGGUGCAGUCCAAUACACGACUUCAAACAGUGACUUCUUCGCCACUGGUCAUGGUGUCCUUUCCGGAGAACACUAUGUCUACCAGGCCAAUCCUGCAAGCUACUACCAGGCUGUAAAGAGUGAUCAGACGAGCCUUCGUCUCUGGUACCACGGAAGCGUGCGCAGGCAAACCUGGCACUGCCACGGCCCAACCAUCAACGCCCCGCCUUUCAACACGAUGGAUCUUCACGGAAACAGCAACGACGCCAGUGUCCGCAUCGCUGACUACAAGCAGGUCGGUUCUUUCUUCUUCCAGACUGAUGGACCGCAAAUGUACCCCAACAGCGUCGUCAACGAUGUCUUCUACCAUGCGAAUGAUGAUGGUAUAAAAGCCUAUUACUCCAAUGUUGACGCCAAGCGCCUCACCAUCUGGAAAGCCCACAACGACCCCAUCAUCCAGAUGGGCUGGGAUUCACGCCAGGUUGACGGUGUUGUUAUUGAUGGGCUAGAUAUUAUCCACACCCGCUACCGCCGCUCCGAGACUGUGGUGCCAUCUGCGAUUAUUGGCGCGUCCCCAUUCUAUAUGGACGGCAAGACACCCGACACCAGCAAAUUCAUCAGCCUGUCUAUCUCCAAUGUUGUCUGCGAGGGACCCUGCCCAUCUCUCUUUCGCAUUCAGGCUCUCCAGAACUACCGGAACUUCCAGGUCAAGAACGUCGCUUACCCAGAUGGCUUGAUCACGGGCAGCUUCGGUCUGGGCCAGAGUAUCGUCCCUUAUGUACCUGGAAUGAGAAUGGAGCUGCAUGUGGAGAACUGGACCAUCAGGGGGCAGAAGGUCACCAUGACCAAUUUCCAGUCUGAUCGGCCAGGUCAGCUGAACAUUGCCGGGGAUUACUGGGGUCAGUGGUCUAUAGAGUGA
Messenger RNA from Aspergillus lentulus, 1785 nucleotides. RefSeq names its product dextranase. The record is from RefSeq and is a predicted model, not a curated record. Gene Ontology annotation, molecular function: hydrolase activity, hydrolyzing O-glycosyl compounds. NCBI's taxonomy places the organism in Eukaryota, Fungi, Ascomycota, Eurotiomycetes, Eurotiales, Aspergillaceae.